UCAAUUUACCGUUCCAGUUUGUCUGGUUUCAGAUCAAAAGCUACCAUGUCUGGAUAAAGUUUUGAGUUGACGAAAGUUUGCAUAUUUAUUGGACUCGGACCAACAACAGAUGGGAAAUGGGAACUUCCCGUAAGCUCAUAUCUUCUACAAAUCCGAUUCUUCACCUUCGCCACCGGACAGUGGAGUCUUUCAUAUGGAACAACAUCAUACGCGCCCAAGUCCAAAAUGUCACGCCGGCGCGACCAUAUUCUCCGGUCUCCAUCUAUCUCCGCAUGCGCCGCCAUGGCGUCAUUCCCGACUUCCAUACCUUCCCCUUCCUCCUCCAGUUUUUCGACAAUCCUGUUCAUCAUCGUAUCGGGCAACAAUCCCAUGUUCAUAUCCUUCUUUUUGGCUUUGAUGAGGACCCGUUUGUCCAGACUUCGCUUAUCAACAUGUAUUCGUCUUGCGGCGAUUUGGGUUCUGCUCGUCAAGUUUUCAAUGAGUCGGUCUCUCCGGAUCUACCGGCAUGGAACUCGGUUGUCGAUGCCUAUUCGAGAGCCGGGUUGAUCGACGUCGCGCGGGAACUGUUCGACGAAAUGCCUAAGAGAAACGUGAUUUCUUGGAGCUGCAUGGUAAACGGGUACGUGAUGUCUGGGAAAUACAAAGAAGCGCUCGAUCUGUUCCGAGAGAUGCAGUUGCCGAGAGCCGACGGAAGUUUUGUCAGACCCAACGAAUUCACCAUGGCGACUGUCUUGUUGGCUUGUGGGCGAUUGGGUGCGCUCGAGCAAGGGAAAUGGAUUCACGCUUACAUCGAUAGGUCCGCUAUGGAAGUCGACCUUGUUUUAGCCACAGCUCUCAUUGACAUGUACGCGAAAUGCGGGAGCAUCGAAAGGGCGAAAUGGGUUUUCAAUGCCAUGGGACGGAAGAAAGACGUCAAAGCUUACAGUGCCAUGAUUUCGGGCUUAGCCAUGCACGGCCACACAAAAGAAUGUUUCGAUUUGUUCUCAGAAAUGAUCAGUAACGAAAUAAACCCAAAUGCGGUGACAUUCAUGGGAGUUCUUGGAGCUUGCGUCCAUGGAGGUCUGGUUAAAGAAGGAAAACUGUACUUUGCAAUGAUGAACGAGAAGUUUGGUAUUACUCCAUCAAUCCAGCAUUACGGAUGCAUGGUUGAUCUUUAUGGAAGAGCUGGUUUGAUCCAAGAAGCAAAGAGCUUCAUCGGGUCUAUGCCUAUGGAGCCUGAUGUACUCAUAUGGGGAUCUCUUUUAAGUGGAUCCAGAGUUAUUGGAGACAUUGAAACGUGUGAAAUGGCACUCAAGAACCUGAUCGAGCUUGACCCAUCGAACAGCGGAGCCUACGUUCUUCUCUCUAAUGUCUAUGCGAAAACUGGGCGGUGGAGUGAAGUGAAGUGUAUCAGAGACGAAAUGGAGGCGAAAGGGAUCAAGAAACUUCCGGGAUGCAGCUCGGUAGAACUGGAUGGAAUCAUUCACGAGUUCAUGGCGGGGGACAAGUCUCAUGAAGAGAGCGAAGGGAUAUACGCAAUGCACGAGGAGAUAAUGAAGAGGCUGAGAAUGGAGGAGGGAUAUGUUUCAGACACGAAGGAGGUUCUGCUCGAUCUGGACGAGGAAGGCAAAGAGAUGGCACUGUCUGUCCACAGCGAGAAACUGGCGGUGUCGUUCUGUUUGCUGAAGACAAAGGCCGGAACUCCUGUCAGGAUCAUCAAGAAUCUCAGGAUCUGUGGCGAUUGCCAUGUCGUUAUGAAGAUGAUCUCCAAAGUUUUUGGAAGAGAGAUUGUCGUUAGAGAUUGUAACAGGUUUCACCGUUUCAGUGACGGGAAAUGCUCCUGUGGAGACUAUUGGUGAAACAUUUCUUUGACGAGACCAAAUAAAAAAAAAUACAUUGAUUUUGUGAAUGGAUUGCUUGUUUCGAGUCA
Molecule: messenger RNA, 1909 nt
Organism: Tarenaya hassleriana
Lineage: Eukaryota; Viridiplantae; Streptophyta; Magnoliopsida; Brassicales; Cleomaceae
Product: pentatricopeptide repeat-containing protein At3g62890
Exons: 2
Coding region: 117-1838 (573 amino acids)
Biological process (GO): RNA modification
Molecular function (GO): protein binding; RNA binding; zinc ion binding
Source: RefSeq, a predicted model, not a curated record